This is a messenger RNA of Daldinia childiae, 3513 nucleotides long. RefSeq lists its product as uncharacterized. Gene Ontology annotation, biological process: ubiquitin-dependent protein catabolic process; protein polyubiquitination. Bases 1 to 3513 code for a protein of 1170 amino acids. The transcript is spliced from 4 exons. Lineage: Eukaryota; Fungi; Ascomycota; Sordariomycetes; Xylariales; Hypoxylaceae. Gene Ontology annotation, molecular function: ubiquitin protein ligase activity; protein binding. The record is from RefSeq and is a predicted model, not a curated record.
AUGUUCCCAACCUUUACCGGCUCUUCCAGGCGCCCGCGAAACGUCAACUUGAGCGGUCAGCGGAAUACAAACCCUUGGGCUGCACCUAGCUGGUCACCUUCUGGCUCUGGCGCCUCAAAAACAGUAGCACAAGCACAGGUUGAACGUGAAAGGAGACAGAGAGAUCGUGACGAGUUGAAUGCUACUAAGAGACUGCAAAGAGUAUGGAGAGGCUACAAAGGCCGACAAAGCUUUAAACAAACAUGUCGAGAAGAGUUUGAUGCUCUAUACAACCAGCCUCAGAAUGAUGCCAUUCCAACCAGAGUGAUCAGUGCCUUACCCCUUAUUCAUAUACUAUUCGAUCCAUUACGAGCAGACGAUCAGAAACGUUUAGAUCUACUAGUUAAAGAUUUGACCAGUCUAAACUCCGCUUCAAAUUUGGAUCUAUUCAGUCCUAAUUCUUGGGAUAGAUUAGCAGUUCUCAUCGUAAGAGCUCUAGAAGGCCGACCAGCCAGUUCAUCGUUAGAUCUUCUCCAUAUUCUGGUUCUUAUUGUCAGAAAAAGACCACAUUCUAUUACUCCCAUCCUGCACCGAUAUUAUAAGCUCAUCUCCACGUACUCUCAGCGUAGCGGCCAGGAGGGCCCCAACUCGACAGGAGAACUGGAUAUCGUUGCUAAAGCAGUGACGGCCCCUCUUAUAUCAUCUACACAAGGUGUAUCCGUAUUACCAGCCUACCAGGCUUUUGCGUUCUCCUUCCUCACUUCACCAAAUCUUCUAUCCUUCCAGCGGGACCCUACACGGAUAGCAAGCUAUGUAGAUCUUCAACUUUUAUCACAGAGUAUCAUAGAUACUAUAUCAGGGCAUGAGAAUGUUAGUUCCCUAUCAAAGGAUGGUGCUCUCUGUCUCCUAGCCCACUUCAUCGCUUUAAAUAGGGCAGCUUCCUCCUCCUAUGGGGUUAACUACCUUGAGGCCCUCUAUCUCCAGCUAUCCAUCCUUGUUGACGAUAUCCGGAUACGAUAUGACCGACACGAUACCCGCAAUGAGGCCGAAGGCGGUAAUGGCGAUACCUCCGAUCAUGACGAUGAUACCGGAGACUCUGCUCCAUUAUCUACUUGGGUGCUAAGUCAACUAGACUUCCUCGUAGAUGAAGACGGUAUCUCAGAUCUGCUAAGUAGAUUUACUUCGACCGCAUUAUCUCCUGACCGCCUUUCCGAAGAUGCGAGUCUUCUUGCUGGCUAUACAUUAGUCUUGCUUAGAUGUUUUCCGAGCCACAGUGAUGACAUCAAAAUGCGACUCUUCCAGGGCGACAUCUCUAUAGUCAGCUCAGCUACUCCCAUAUCAACGCCUUCAGUUAAGUAUUUCUGGCAGGCAGCUUCGAAUACAAGCAUAAUUAGGAUUAUCACGCAACCUAGGACUCAGCAGCAGCCUGCGGCAAUCGUUACACUUCUCCAACCAGACCAUGUACGUGAUAGAGAAUGGAGGACUAUAUUGCUAUUUCUAGAAUUAUAUAACUUCCUCCUCCGGGUCACUGAUGACGAAGACUUUCUACCGCCGGAAAACCAGAUAAUAUCGCACCAAAGUCCCGCAACGUCGAGAAUACGUUCAAGCGGUCUCAGUUUGAAUGAGCUAAAGCAACUUAUCAAUUUCCUCAAGAGCCUCUCCUUUCCACUCUAUUAUAACCUGGCAGACAUUAUGCCGUCUGCAGCAAGGCCGGCUCGACUGAAUAGUCUUAUGGGCAUCGGUUCUGCCAAGCCGACCACGCAAGAGGAAGAGCCCAAGGAUACUCAAUCCUCAUUUGCUGGAAUUAUUGGGAUGGACGUUUUGAGUCUGAGGGCUGCAUCUACGACAACCAUGCGUUCAUUAUACGAAAGAGAUUCUCGCCGGCGUUUUCUUCCUUCGGACUUUUGGUUGAUGACCUCAAAAUUUGACAUGGACGGAUUUAUAUCGGCCGUCGUUUUAGAAGAACAGCAAAAAGAACAGAUGGCCGAAGAUGAAGAUGACUCGGACGACUCGGACGAAGAUGCGCUUGAUACCUUUCACACAUUUACAGGACAACGCCUUUCGCGGGCAGCACAACUCGAGAGGCGCCGUCGAUUACGAAGGGUCCAACGAGAGCAACUGCUAGCCCAGGUUGGACCUAAGCUCGAAAUUCUUCGUAAUAUGCCGUUUAUUAUCCCGUUUGAAGUUAGGGUCCAAAUAUUUCGCCAAUUCGUAUAUCUUGAUAAGUCAAAGCGCAGGGGUGGCCAUGUUGAUCCCGAUCGGUGGCGUUUGUCAGUAAUCUCAGGAGAAGGUGGGUUCAAUGGUCCUCCUUCUGUUAGAGGCAGGGACAUUCUCGGCCGCCACUCGGCCAGGGUCAAGCGUGGGCAGGUGUUUGAUGACGCAUACGAGCAAUUCUACGCUCUCGGUGACGGAUUAAAGGAACCUAUCCAAAUAACAUUUGUUGACCAGUUUGAUCAGGCUGAAGCUGGUAUUGAUGGCGGUGGUGUUACAAAGGAGUUCUUGAUUAGCGUCACCGACGAGGCCUUCAACCCCGGUUCUGGCCGUGGCCUCUUCGCUACUAACAGUCAAAAUCUGUUGUAUCCGAAUCCGAGUACAUUUGAUAAUCAUGCACAGCUCCUUCGUAGUCAUGGGUAUACAGAAAGUGAUAUGAGGUGGAAGGAGGCUAUGGUCAAUCUCGCUAGACGUUACGAGUUCCUCGGUCGGGUGGUUGGAAAAUGCAUGUACGAAGGCAUCCUUAUCGACAAAGCUUUUGCUGGCUUCUUUCUUCUUAAGUGGUCAGCAUCAGGGCAGGGUUCGCUCAAUGACUACCGUGCCAACCUAAACGAUCUACGAGAUCUAGAUCCAGAGCUGUAUCAAGGGCUUAUCAGUCUCAAAAACUUUUCCGGCCAGGUGGUCGACCUUGCACUAGAUUUUACCAUUACGGAUCAAGUCACAACAAUCGAUGGUAACACGCUUACCAUUACGCGUCCUCUCUGCAAAAAUGGCGAGAAUAUUCCUGUCACCAACACGAACCGCCCUCUCUACAUAUCUUAUGUUGUAAACCACCGGCUCGUAGCGCAACCCUAUCGACAAACUAGAGCUUUUCUUAAGGGCCUAGGAUCUAUCAUUAACCCCUCGUGGUUGUCCAUGUUUAAUCAAUCAGAACUUCAGAGACUUGUUGGCGGAGACAGCUCAGAGAUUGACGUCGAAGAUCUCCGACGUAAUACUCAGUACUCAGGUCUCUACGCAGUAGGUGAUGAUGGGAUGGAACACCCAACCGUACAGAUGUUCUGGCAGGUAAUGCGCGAGUUUCAGGAUUCCCAGCGACGCGAGGUGCUCAAGUACGUCACGUCAACGCCAAGAGCACCAUUACUAGGCUUCGCUCAAUUAAGUCCUCAUUUUAGCAUCAGAGAUGGUGGCACUGAUGAAGAGAGAUUACCUAGCACGAGUACCUGCGUCAAUCUCCUAAAGUUGCCGCGGUAUAGUUCAAAGGAGAUUCUAAGAAAAAAGCUGCUCUACGCCAUCCAGUCUGGAGCUGGUUUUGAUUUAAGCUAA